AGCGUGCCGCGCCAAAGGUUACAUGAGAGAGAGAGAGAAGGCUUGGUGGGUGGAGCGGGUGAGAGAGAGAGAGAGAGAGAGAGAGAGAGAGAGAGAGAGAGAGAAGGCUUGGUGGGUGGAGCGGGUGCGUGUGCUUGUGGUGAGGAUAGGGAGGGAGAGGCGUGGGGUGUGGGGUGAGUACUGGAGGGGGGGUAGAGAUAGAAAAAGAAAGGGGAGAGGGGAUGGAUCGUGCGCCGAAGCUGUGAUUGAGCGGGCGAUACGCAGGGGACGAGAGCGGAAGCGGAGAAAGGCUCAGGUAGCGGGGGGCGGGGGGGAAGAGGUGGAGGGAGAACGCCAUAGCUGAGGAGGAGAAAGUAACCCGCUAGAAGGAAACGAUGGCGUCUUCGGCCUCCAUAGCUGUGCGACAAAUGCGGUCGCGCAUGGCGUCUGUUGUUCGCCGCACUGGUGCAGCGACCUCUUCCCUCCAAUCGCCUCUCUCCGCGCCGGCUGUCGUCUCCCGAUGCCUCGUCCAUUGCGACGAUCUACUUCAGCAGCAGCGAUUUUAUGGGUCGGCUGUUACAAACGAGGAGGCAUAUUCGCGUGUGGAGAAGUCUCAUGCCACGUGGCCCAGACAGCUGAAUACCCCCCUCUCCGAGCUCGACCCAGAGAUAUGGGAUAUCAUUGAGAAGGAGAAGAACCGUCAAUGGAAGGGGCUGGAGCUAAUCCCAUCUGAGAACUUCACCUCUCUGUCUGUUAUGGAAGCAGUUGGGUCUGUGAUGACCAACAAGUACAGCGAGGGUUAUCCCGGUGCUCGAUACUAUGGAGGCAAUGAUCUUGGCCACAGUAUCUUCGUGAGGAGUCUCAGAGAGUGGCUACGGGUGUCAUUCCCACAGGCUGCUGUUUUGGAGCACAUGGAAGAAAUUAGCGCUUCCAGGGUGUUUGAAGCAGUAGCGCUCCUUGUGUUGCGUGGAGAUCUUGUUGAGUUUGGUUACUUUGUAAAUGUUCAGUCACUAUCAGGGUCGCCGGCGAAUUUCCAAGUCUAUACAGCACUGCUCAAGCCACAUGACAGAAUCAUGGCACUCGAUCUCCCCCAUGGUGGUCACUUGUCGCAUGGAUAUCAGACCGAUACGAAGAAGAUUUCUGCUACGUCUAUCUUCUUUGAGACGAUGCCUUAUCGACUGGACGAACAGACAGGGUACAUUGACUACGAUCAGAUGGAGAAGAGUGCUGUCCUAUUCAGACCAAAGCUGAUUGUUGCAGGGGCAAGUGCCUAUUCCAGAAACAUUGACUACGAGCGCAUGAGGAAGGUUGCAGACAAGCACAAGGCAGUACUUCUUGCUGAUAUGGCGCACAUCAGCGGUCUUGUCUCUGCGGGGGUUGUUCCCAGCCCGUUUGAGUAUUCGGACAUCGUCAUGACAACAACCCACAAGUCGCUCCGUGGCCCUAGGGGAGCAAUGAUAUUCUUCAGAAAAGGAGUCAAAGGAGUCGACAAGAAUGGCAAGGAGAUCAAAUACGACUUUGAGGAGAAGAUCAACUUUUCUGUCUUCCCAGGUCUCCAGGGUGGGCCUCACAAUCACACCAUAGCUGGGUUGGCUGUGGCUCUGAAGCAGUGUGCUACGCCAGAGUACAAGGCUUAUCAGAAGCAGGUGGUUGAAAACUGUGCACGCUUUGCGAAGGCUCUAAUCGCACGGGGUUAUGACCUGGUCUCUGGGGGCACAGACAACCACUUGGUACUUGUCGACCUCAAGAAGAAGGGAGUUGAUGGCUCAAGAGCGGAGCGAGUGAUGGAAUUGGCCCACAUUGCUGCCAACAAGAACACGGUCCCCGGCGAUGUGAGCGCUAUGGUACCUGGAGGUAUCCGAAUGGGUAAGCCUGUCAUUUUCUACAGCCUUCAUUGGAGAAAACAAGUGACUUGAAAAGGAAAGCAAGAGAAACCAGAUGGGAGGAGAGGUCGAAGCUGUGAUCCAUUAUUGAUUUUUUUUUUCUUCUUUUUUUUUUGCCUUUUUUUGGAAGAAAACCAGGCCCGGACCCACUAGAGCAGGUGCUACCAGCACCCUCCUCUAUUGCGGCACCUGCUGGAAACCGGGUCCAGCGUCCCUUUUACGACAUGUUUCGUGCAGACGCUGGGAGCAUUACCCAGCUUCGCUGUCUCUUUUUUUUUUUUUUUUUUUUUAAGCAAGGCUCCGAUCUAUUCGUGGGGAGCAGCACAUGCUGGGAACCGGGCCCAGCCAUUGUUCCAUACCAUAUUCAAUA
This is a messenger RNA of Chara braunii, 2232 nucleotides long. Lineage: Eukaryota; Viridiplantae; Streptophyta; Charophyceae; Charales; Characeae. The record is from the annotation of a GenBank genome assembly.